This is a messenger RNA of Ambispora gerdemannii, 1114 nucleotides long. The record is from the annotation of a GenBank genome assembly. Lineage: Eukaryota; Fungi; Glomeromycota; Glomeromycetes; Archaeosporales; Ambisporaceae.
GCCAGAAGAAAUCUGCUCACAGAAAAAGCAUUUCUAAAGCCUGAAAAGGCUCCUAUUCGGCUUUUAAGCCCUCUUUCUGGCUACCUUAAAAAUGCUGCUUCGAAAAAAAAAUUAUGGAUAUAUGAGAAUGGUAAUGCUCUUACUUCUGAUGUCGAGCAAGCCAGAGCUGAGAAUCUGCUGCCUAAUGUAGUUCGAAAGCAUGAAGAGGCUGAAGUGCGUGAUGCAAAUACAGGCUAUCUCAUAUGUGCAGUUUAUCGUAAUCGCAUCGGCAAGGAGGCUCUGAACUUCAUGUUCGAGUCAGUUCUCUUAAUGUUCCAAGAACGCUUUAAAGUAAAAAGGGGAGAGGUUGAAAAGCUAAAACAAGGAAACAUGGUGGCUGCAGGGUAUCUGUGCACCUGGCAUUGUGGAGUUUUUACACAUGUUCGAAAUGUAGCAAAAACCUUGCUAAAUACCCAAGAAUUCGAAGAUAGAGAAGCCCAUAUAAUGGCUAGUGUAAGUUUGCUAUAUAAUUAUGUAAUGCAUUUAUUUCUCAAAGAGCUAGUAGAGGAUGUAGCUAAACUGCUCGAAGAACAUGACCUGCCCAGACUGGAUGGUGGCAAAUAUGAAGCAAAAGGAGCAGUUGGUUUCGAUAUGACUUAUAGAGGAACAGCAAUACAUUUGCUCUACCAACUGGAUUUGUGUGAAGCAUAUGCUGCUCUCAAUUAUUCGAAACAUGCUCACACAGACAAAAACUUUUUGAAAUAUGCCUGGUGCUUUUCUGAGCGAGAUAAACAUGGAACCACUGUUGUUCCUUCGACUGGCUACCAAGCUGUCUGGUCACAGAAUCUGGCAACAAAAACUAUGACAUUCAGAGAGCAACCCAAAGUGCUUGCAUCUUUUUUGAAAGCUGAAAAACAAAAAAAGAAGACUAUUAAUGAAGAGAAGGGUGAGACAGCAGAUAAGGAGAGUGGGGAAGCUAUUGGAAAGAAUGUAAUUGGUGGUGAGGAGGAUGAGGCAGCAGAAGUGGAGGGUGAGAUAACAGAAGUGGAGGGUGAGAUAGCAGAAGUGGAGGGUGAGAUAGCAGAAGUGGAGGAUGAGUUCGAUAAAGAGGAGAGUGUGGAUGAAAGUAAGGAGG